AAAGCUCAGUGCUAAGAGUUUACUCAGUACCUUAGAAUACACGAUGCAUUCGAUUAGACUAUGGAAUAGUGUGUUGCGGCCGUCUCGCUCGGUAGUCGGCGGCCGCUCGGCUAUGGUUUCGGUAACCUCUCGACAAACGCGAUCUUUUUCAAUGGCGUUAGAGAACAGUAAGAGCGGCGCAGUUUUGAAAAAUUUGGAAAACAAAUCCGAGGAGGCAAUUUUACCGAAGAUCUGGCUCCGCGAUAAUUGCCGCUGCACAAGCUGUGUUAACCAAGACACUAUGCAGCGUAAUUUCAAUACCUUCGAAAUCCCGGAAAACAUCGAUCUCAAAACCAUCGAGAUGACAGAUGAUGCGGCCCAUGUAACAUGGUCCGACUUGCACUCUAGUAGCUACACAUGGAAAUGGCUAGAGAGUACUCUACCAAAGGCAACCAAAACUACCAUAUCGGAGAAAGACAAUAAAAAGCUUUGGGGCUCCGAAAUAACGGCUAACCCACCAGAGGUGGUCUAUAACGAUGUGAUGAGUGCGGGUAGCGAUGGCAUGGCUAAGCUAACCAACAAUCUGCGUUUAUACGGGCUGUGCUUUGUCACCGGGACACCGCCUACCCCAGAAGCGUCGGAAAAGCUGCUGUCAACUAUUGGACCAAUUCGAAAUACGCACUACGGCGGAUUUUAUGAUUUUAUUCCAGAUUUGGCACUGGCAGAUACAGCCUAUACUAAUCUGGCACUAUCAGCACAUACGGAUACUACCUACUUCAGCGAACCAGCAGGAUUACAAUCGUUUCAUCUUCUCUCUCAUACCGCACCAUCCACGUCAGCCAACAACGAAGCUCUUGGCGGGCAAUCUCUGCUAGUAGAUGGUUUUCACGCAGCUGCAGUGUUGAAAGCAGAAUCUCCAGAAGACUAUGAUUGCUUACGGACUGUUCGAUUACCAUGGCAUGCGAGCGGCAACGAAGGGGUCGCCAUCUCACCUGACGAAACCUAUCCGGUCAUUGAGGGGGAUUCACCCCUCCGUCGAAUCCGAUGGAAUAACGACGAUCGUGGCGUAGUUCCCAUGACCUCUGAUGCCUCAGUAUGGUAUAGAGCAGCGCGUAAAUGGCACGAGAUUUUGACGCGAAAGGAGACCGAGUACUGGUUUCAGCUGCAGCCUGGCCGCCUACUCAUAUUUGAUAAUUGGAGAGUUUUACACGGGAGAAGCGCUUUUGAAGGCACGCGCCGUAUAUGUGGAGGAUAUAUCAGCCGAGACGACUUCGUUUCCCAGUGGAAGCUCAGUAACUAUCCCCGAGACGAAGUGAUUGCUUCUAACAUUCAGAGACAGUAGACAUAGAGGAAACGGUAUCACUAGAACAUGGUAUUUUGCAUAUGGCUGCAUGGCAAAGUGACGUAAUCGAGAUCAGUGUGAGUCUAAUCGUCUAGCCUGAGCCGUCAGUGGGCGGUGGUGGUUGUUUGUGCGGGGCAGUUUUAUGCCGGGGCUGCUGUGCACCCGUAGCUGCUGUAGCUGUGCCGUAGCGGGGCUGGGGAAGCGGCAGCCCGCUGACGGGAUGUUUGUUUACUUGAAGAGGCUGGGACUGUCCGCGGGUGCGCGAUAAAGCUGGCGGGCGUGAGGAUUUUGUGGUGAAGGAUGGGAAAUCAAAUAUUUGAGGAAGCGGUUCUGUGAACAAAUAUAGAAUUAUUUUUCGCUU
Molecule: messenger RNA, 1682 nt
Organism: [Torrubiella] hemipterigena
Lineage: Eukaryota; Fungi; Ascomycota; Sordariomycetes; Hypocreales; Clavicipitaceae
Source: the annotation of a GenBank genome assembly